Molecule: messenger RNA, 1294 nt
Organism: Orbicella faveolata
Lineage: Eukaryota; Metazoa; Cnidaria; Anthozoa; Scleractinia; Merulinidae
Product: tubulin-specific chaperone C-like
Biological process (GO): tubulin complex assembly; post-chaperonin tubulin folding pathway
Cellular component (GO): cytoplasm
Molecular function (GO): tubulin binding
Source: RefSeq, a predicted model, not a curated record
UAACUAAAGAUGUUUUCGGCUAACUCAUUUUCAGGCAAGAUGGCGACCAUGCGCGAAUCUUUGACAAAAAAUAGUAGCCUAGCCUUCGAGCUUAGCAUCCGGGUCUUCUCAAAAAUUAUUCGAAAAUGGCGGAUGUUAGGGAGCGACUUGAGAAACGGAACGAAGAACGAUUGGCAGCCAUUGAAAGACGUAAAGCUGAUAAGGAAAGCAAUGAACAGCCAACAGAAACAAUAGAAUAUAUCACAUCUACUUUCGCCGAGGAGAAGGGAGCAAUAGAGGAACAGCUUGGUAAAAGGGCAGAACUGAUAGAAGCUGGCAAUAAAAUGAAGGCGGUAGAAUUCUUCGAUUGCUUGUCAGAUAAGUGCCAAAAACUCCAAAAGUUUUUGGCGGAUUCAACAAUGUUUUUACCUUCUCGUGACAUUCAAGUGUCACAGGACAGUUUAAAAGCGUUACAGCAAGAGAUCAACGAGAAACGAGAAGAAUACAUACCAAAGAAGAAGUUUGCUUUCAAAGUGAGGAAAAAAGAGUCGUCGGUAAAAGAGGAAGGACAAAUCAAGCAAGAAAUUAAGAACAAAGGGGAUGCUCUGUCAGGUACAGAAAAAAAGAUUGCAGAUGCCAGUCUUGGUUUUCAAGGGGUUUCAGACGACACACUCACCUUAGCUCCAUCACAGGUCAAGAAUCGAGACAUCACACUUAGAGAUCUUCAGAACUGCAAUAUCAUAAUUUAUGGAGCACCAUCAGCCCUACUUAUGAAUAAGCUAAAGGACUGCACUCUGUUAUGUGGACCAGUUUCUGGAGCUGUAUUCAUUGAAGACUGUCUCAGUUGCAAGUUUGUUUUUCCGUGUCAUCAGCUGCGGGUUCAUAGCACCACAGACAGCAAGUUUUACCUUCAUGUGACAAGCAGGGCCAUUGUUGAGGAUUGUUCCAAUCUGGGCUUUGCUCCAUUUAACUGGAAAUAUGAAAACCUGAAGAGUGACUUUGCGUCAGCAGGUCUUGAUCCUUCAGAGAAUAAUUGGUCGCUAGUCAAUGAUUUUAAUUGGUUGAAGGCUGAUGAGCCUUCUCCUAACUGGUUCAUAAUAAGCGAGGAUCAGCGUACAAACAAUUGGACCUUGUAAGCUUUCAACUUUGGUGCUUUUAGUUUUAGUAGUCCAUACUGUUAUUCACAAAGCAAAAUAAACUUGUUAAUAUUUACAUUUUGUAAAAAAUUCUGUCUUGUUUUUCUGUUCCUAUUUUCAGCAACACUAGGUUUUAGGUCCGUAAUAAUUCUUCUUGUGUUUUCCCUGGCUGAUGAAGU